AUGAAUGGUUUAGAGUCGUUGUCACCUGAGGCCUCCACUUAUAGCCCACCGGUGUCUGGUGGUAAACAUCUGAUUCCAGACUACAUUAUCGAACAGUGGAAGAAAGACUUUAUCAAUUUGGAGGUACAUGAUCAACAAGAUCAACAACAGCAACAAGAUGAUCAACAAGCAGCACAACAGACUCAGAAUGCAGACGAUGCAUUCUUUGAUCAAGUCAAAGCAAAAGCAGAAACAAAACAAGAUAAUACUUUGAUGAAUGAUAUUUUUGGUUCGACUACCACUACAACCACCACCACAUCGACUACAACAACAACAACCACCACCACAAAUUCUACACCACACUCUUCGACACCAGCGUCAUCAGCUGCCAAGAAGAUUACAGUAAUCGAUAUGGAUUUAGGUGUAUAUGGUUUGCCAGCGCUAACUACAGUUCGUGGUGUAUUCUGGAAAGUAGCAUUGGGAUCAUUGUCGAAUCAAACAAAGAGUGAAUGGCGUGAACAAACAAAGAAACAACGUACUAAAUAUGAUACUUUGAAGAGAGUAUAUAUCAUUGAUCCUCGUGGUAUCAAAGAACCUGUAAAACCUGUAGCUGGUGUUUUCGAUGAUCCUCUAUCUCAAAACAAAGAUAGUAUUUGGAAUCAAUUCUUUGAGAAUGAAACAACACAAAAAGAGAUUGGUCAUGAUAUUACAAGAACCUAUCCAGAUAUAGAUUUCUUUGAAAGAAAAGAUAUACAAGAUACAAUGACUAGAAUUCUAUUUAUUUUUUCAAGACAAUAUCCAAAGAUUAAAUACUUACAGGGUAUGAAUGAGAUUUUAGCACCACUUUUAUUUGCUUGCUACGCAGAUUCUCACUGGGGUGAUUACCGACAGAUCUACAAAUUGGGUGAAUCCGUUGAUGAAUACGGAAAUACUGUGCAGGUGAGUUAUCCAUCGACACCGCUCGCCUAUCCAAUCGAUGAGACCGAUCUUGCAUCGUAUAUUCGUGAUGCACGUUACGUUGAACACGAUACCUAUUUCCUCUUUGAUGCUCUGAUGUCGAAAAUCAGCAAGUGGUUCACAUCGCCACCAAACUCACCGAUGCCCACACCCAAGUUGUCCGGCGCCAACAAAGAGCUCUACGACAUCUCGGAGCGCGAGGCAUCCGAUCAGGCGAUAAACAUCAUCGUUGUCGACCAAUGCUUUGAGAUAUUCCACCAGCUUGGAAUCAUCGAUCCACAACUACACAACUACCUCAGAGACAUGUCAAUCGAACCACAUCUCUACUCCCUCAGAUGGUUGCGUAUCCUAUUGGCACAGGUAUUCCCACUCAACAAUCUUCUCAUUCUCUGGGAUGCAAUAUUCAGAGAUUCUGUUGAACUACUAAACUACAUUUGUAUAUCAAUGCUUAUUGUCAUAAGAGAUUCAUUAAUUGGCAAAGAUUAUUCAGAAUGUUUACAUUUAUUGUUUAAUUAUCCGAUGACACAUGAUCCAACAUCAUUGUUGUUUACAGCAUACAGUGUCAGUGAAAGAAUUAAAGCUAUCAUCUCUGAGAAUCCAGGUGUAGACUAUAGUUAUACUUCGAGCAGAGCAGUUGCCAAACCAAAACCAAAACCAAAAGUACGUCCUCAUUACAAUCUAGCUUCUCAAUCAAAGAAAUAUAAUACCAUUUCAAAUCCUUCAUCAUCGACAACUUCAUCCGCUUCCACCGGCGGCAAACAACAAGCAAAUGGCACUAAACCAGCAGCACAAGUUACAAAGCAACAAACAACUGCCACCACUACCAAAACAACUACGACAGCAUCGAGCGGUGGAUUCUUCUCGAGUGUAGCAUCCACUGUAAAGAGUCUCAUCGUUGAACUCAACGAGAUGGAUGUUGCCGGUGAGAUUGAAACUCUUCGUGAGAAUCAAAUUCAUGUAUCAAGUAGAAUCGAAAGAUUAGUAUACAUUUUAGAUACAAUCAAAGUUCAAGAUAACCAUGAGACCAUUCAAUCAGUUCAAGAGGAAUUGAUGUCAAUUCGAAAAGUGUUGAACCCCAAUGCACAAGCAUCACCAGUAUUCCAAUCAACCAACCAAAAAGUCAGCAUUCAAAAUGAAAUACUUGCAAAUACCAGCACUGCUAAAGGUUUGACCGUACAGCCAACACCAUCACCACAACAACAACAACAGCAGCAACCAACAUCUCAACAACAAUUAUCAUCAUCACAAUCAAUAUCACAACCAAAUCCAGUACAACCACCACAACUUGACUUAAAUCAACAAUACAAUAAUAACCAAAUAGAUCAGCAACAACAACAACAACAACCACAGCAAUAUCAACAACAACAACAACAACAACAACAACAACAACAACAACAACAACAACAAUAUCAGCAGUACAACAACAGCAAUAUCAACAACAACAACAGCAACAACAAUAUCAGCAACCACAACAGCAACAACAAUAUUCACCACCAUCACAAUUAUGAGCAAGCUUAUUAUCAACAUCAACAACAACAACAACAUCAUCAUCACCAGCAACAACAAUAUAAUACAUCUAGAUCAAACCAACAAAGACAACAACAACAUAUUUUUAACGAAUAUCAACAACAAGAGCCAGCCAUCCAAAAAGUGCAGCCACUUAAACAUAUGAACUAUCCACAGAUGCCAAUAUACCAAGAAGACUUGGUAGAGGUCUACUCUGAUGAUAUGAAUCAAACCUCUAGAAAUGCUCAGGAAGAAGAUUCUAAUAAUAAAGAGUUAGCAGAAAAAGACAAAACACAACAAAAUUAA
This is a messenger RNA of Heterostelium album PN500, 2748 nucleotides long. Its product is annotated as RabGAP/TBC domain-containing protein. The record is from RefSeq and is a predicted model, not a curated record. NCBI's taxonomy places the organism in Eukaryota, Evosea, Eumycetozoa, Acytosteliales, Acytosteliaceae. Gene Ontology annotation, biological process: activation of GTPase activity. Gene Ontology annotation, molecular function: GTPase activator activity. The transcript has 7 exons. Bases 1 to 2748 code for a protein of 915 amino acids.